CAAUUAAUUUCCAUAAACUAAGCCUCGAGUAGUGGAAAACAUGCUGAAUUCCCUAUUUAUCAAUGACAUCCGGUGGCUUUCUGCGGUGUAAGAAGGUGAAGCAAAAAUUAAGCCUUUUUUUUGUUUUAAUUAUUUAUAAUAUGUGAGAUAUCAUUCAUUCAAGAUAAAUAUAUAAAUGACGCAUGUUUUAUCAAUCCAAGAAAUUUGGCUUCAAGUAUAAUAAUAUGAAGAUGAAAGUUAGUCUUCCAAAUGAAGUUUUAAUAGAUAUAUUUAAAUUUUUAAGUGAAUAUGAAAGGAUUGUAGCCCGAAAAUCACUAAAGUUAACAUGCAAGUUAUGGUAUAACACUAUUGUUUCUCUUUAUGGUGAAGGUAUACAUGUGUGUCUCGAUAACAAGACGCUAUACAGAUUUUAUGAUGACCUUCAAAUGAACCCUACUAUAGGGUAUAAAGUGGAAGAACUGCAUUAUAUGUCAAAGGGUCAUGACAUGAGAAAACUGGAAAAUUUCCCGCAACAUUUUGUUUUCCAAUCUAUCAUCAAGGCCUGUCCCUAUCUCGUUGAACUCUCCUUCCAUGUCAGUACGGUCUAUUCUCACUUGAAAGCUAUUCGUUAUAGAACCUUGAAGACGCAUAGUAGUAUUCAACGUCUUCAUGUACAUAACUUGCAGAGUUAUUCAUUAUCAACCAAUAGGCUCUAUAUCGACUUGUGCAUGACCUUGAAGGAAUCUUUAACAUUAUUUGAAAUCCUAUCACUGACGACCUUCGAAGCGGUUGUAAAGUAUUAUAAAAGUAUUUAUCAUUUCAUCGAGGGACUGCGUUCUCUAAGACACCUGAAGAUUGGCUUUGAUAAUCACUCUCAAACAUACACGAUGGUCUAUCCACGAAUGAAACUUGACUAUUUACUUGAAGAGAAUAAGGGAUUAAGAAGAAUUGAAUUGGAAGGAUUUAAACUUAUCCAAUGUAGUAGUGAUAGACUCUUGUUAAAUCGCUAUAGUUCAAUAACGAUGCUCACAAUACGGGCAUGGACUUUAGAAUUCGCUGUCUUACAAUUCAUCAUGUCUCGACUCAAGCAACUCAAUUAUUUAUCAUUAUAUGCCUUUAAUAUUAUCAAAGUGAACAAAGACCAUGACAAAUUUAUUAAACAGUUUACCUACUAUUUAGAAAAGAUUAAAACUGUUCAUGUACAUUUCAAGAUUGAUGGUGUCUAUCUUUUACAAAAUACGGAUUGAAGAAAAAGUCAAAUGUACUCAAUAGUACAUAUGUUUAUAUUGAUGUUUUUUUUAUAAUCUGGCAAAGUAAUAAAGGUGUACUCGAUUAAACAAAUACUAAGGUCUUUAAAAUCAAAUAGAUGAGUAAGAUACACCCUCACGUAUGACUUGUAUAUACACAUAUAUAGUUUGUAUACAAACACAUUCUUUCUACUUGAACCAUUAGUAAUACGAGGAAUGAUAUUUAUAUAGUCUAUAGGAUACAGAAGAAGAAAAACACACUGUGAAGAAAUCUUUUCUUAUAUACACAUAUUAACAUUGAUGAACAAG
Messenger RNA from Cokeromyces recurvatus, 1535 nucleotides. RefSeq lists its product as uncharacterized. NCBI's taxonomy places the organism in Eukaryota, Fungi, Mucoromycota, Mucoromycetes, Mucorales, Mucoraceae. Gene Ontology annotation, molecular function: protein binding. The transcript is spliced from 4 exons. Bases 183 to 1226 code for a protein of 347 amino acids. The record is from RefSeq and is a predicted model, not a curated record.